Molecule: messenger RNA, 5291 nt
Organism: Psylliodes chrysocephalus
Lineage: Eukaryota; Metazoa; Arthropoda; Insecta; Coleoptera; Chrysomelidae
Source: the annotation of a GenBank genome assembly
CUCGCUUAUGCGACAUCUCUUCACUAACAGUGCUCCUGAAUCGGUGCAGACCGAUGCGACGUAUGACAUCGGUUGUCGUUUGUUUUGUGAUUCUCGGCUGUUUCAAGCCUGGCCACCUCGAUAUUCGCGCUGAAACCAUUGUUAUGUGUUCUGUGUGAUUCUGUGUUGAAUGAAUUUGGGUGGACAAGUGCCAUUUUCCCAGGAUUUAUACUGCAGCAUACCCACUGCACGGCACCACUCUGGACCGAUGGCGCUUCCGUACUCCUGAGGAGGAACCUCUGGUCCUCCAACAGUUCCUUAGGUUCGACGAAACUAGAGCCAUAACGCAACAACUGCUCCUGGCGCAACAGGCACUUCAGGAACCCACACUGGAGCGCCUAGAGCGUCACCAUUCACCUCACCCACGUCGGGCGAUGUCACCAAACCAUCGCCCGUCACCACCGACUCUAACGGCUUCCGCUUUUCAUCCCACAAGACUGCAACCCACUGCGACGAUGUCUCCACAUCAGAAGCAUUCGCUCAACUUCAUCAGCUUACCACCCAAUGGACCAAUCUCGUCGAAUUCGUCCCAGAAUAGCAUUAACACCGCUCCUUUAAACUCGUCUCCAUUGAAUCGGCUACAAAACAUGCAACCAUUCGAUUUUAGAAAGCUGGGAGCAGGAUUAGCUGCGUUUCCUCCGAAUCGCGUUAGUCCAGAACGUCGAAGGAUGUCCGAUAACGAAUCGAUGGGACUAAACCUCACAAGAACUUCUAUGGCUUCCUGUCUGCCACCACCACCUCCUCCGUCUGCUUCUACCUCUCUAAGUCACUCCACUGUCGCAAUGGUGGCUGCUUCUGUGAAUAAUCUCGCUGUUAAUUUAGUGGCCAAUUCCUUUCCGGGUUUGAUGUCUACGCGAAUGUCAACAGGAAGCAAAUCUCCAUCUAGCGCUGACGUUUUGAGCAGCGGAAAUACCAACAGUGAAGAAGACGAUGAUGGUGAUGAAAACUCGCACAGUGCGUUAAACUUGACCAAGGACAAAAUUCCUAAGCAAUCGCGAAUGUUACCGGGUAGAAAACCGUCCACACCCACAAAACGAACGUGGGGUUCACCGAAUUUACCUCUGAACUUAGGAACCCAGUUUAUUAAUCCAGCUACGGGAAAAAAACGGGUUCAAUGCAACGUUUGCCUAAAGACAUUUUGCGACAAAGGUGCUUUGAAGAUUCACUUCUCCGCAGUACAUUUACGCGAAAUGCAUAAAUGUACAGUCGAGGGAUGCAACAUGAUGUUCAGUUCUAGAAGAUCGCGGAACCGGCACAGUGCUAAUCCCAAUCCAAAAUUACACUCCCCUCAUCUUCGAAGAAAAAUAUCUCCGCACGAUGGAAGAAGUUCACAAGCUCAUCCUAUUCUAAUUCCUCCACAGCCUGGAUUGCCUCUACCUUCCGCUGCUGCUUUAAGUCCUCUAAACCCGUUCGGGCCAUUUCCUCUCCUUACCCCUCCACCCGAUAUGAAAUAUCAUCCACUACCUUCAAUGGAUUUCAAACAAACUUUAGACCUCAGUAUACAACGAAUGAAAGAAAGCAAAGUUUCUUAUCCUGAUUAUGCUGCACUCAGUUCAUUUCAUCAUCACCACCACCAUCAUCAUCAUCACCAUCAAUCUGAAGAUGAUGAUGACGACGAUGACGGUAUUGUAGUCGUGGGCGGUGACGAAGAUGAUGAUUUCGACAAAGAUAAGAGGGACAAAAUAAAUGGAACUAACGAAAACGACGUCCAAGAUGCACCAGAAGAUCUAGUUAUGCCUGCUAAGAAACAAAAAAUGUCCGUAUCGGAUGUUGAAGAAGACAUAACCAGUAAUAUCGACAGUAACGAAGAUUCUUUGAGUGUUGUUGAUACUCAAAGCCUCAAAGACGAGCCUAGUGUUCAAGUUAGCAAACGAAAACGAAAGAAUCAAAACCCGACCAGAUGCGCAGUACCUGUAAUGAUGGAAGAUACUGUCAGCGAUGGAGAUUCUUCUAACGAUGUCUUUUCAGAACGGUUAGCCGAUCAAGUGAAGCAAGAACAAGAGGAAAAAAAAGAGAAAAAUGAUUCGUAUACUGAGCCAGUACCUGUAGAAACCAAAAAACAUAUUGACGUUUGCGAUGAUUCACCGUUAGAUUUAGGGAAGCGAAGUCCAGAUGUGAAUGCUAACGAAACCGAUAAAUCGGUUUCAAACGAAAUUAAAACUAGUAUAGCUCCGUUAUUUACUAUAGAUAAAUUAAAAAAAGAGAAACCAUUUCACGAUACAGAGACAGUAGAAGAGCCGGAGGAGAGGCCUAGUAGCUCUAUGGAAAGUAACAAAAGUGAUGAAUCAUUUGAUUCGACAAAUCCAUUAAGGCAAUUAGAAAGUUUGUCGCAUGGUCAUUUUAGUGAUUUGAUGGCAAGAGGACUGCAUUUAGGUUUAGGAGGUCAGCCUCCCGCAUUUCCGCCAUUGGGUUUUAUGAUGGGUACUGGUCCUCCAAGUCCUGCUCGUUCCCAAACUUCAUCCGGUGGAAGUAGCAACGGAAGGGAGUCUCCGGAUGAUAGCAGCCAACAUCAAUUGUAUGGGCAUUUUGAUAACGGACAAUUUAUUAGUGGCAUGGACGUACCAGUAGACAAAGAUAAUCCAAGACGGUGCACUGCUUGCGGGAAAAUAUUUCAAAACCAUUUCGGCGUUAAGACUCACUACCAGAAUGUACAUUUAAAAUUGAUGCACAAGUGCAAUGUAGACGGCUGUAAUGCUGCAUUUCCUUCCAAAAGAAGUAGAGAUAGGCAUAGCGCAAAUUUAAAUUUGCAUAGAAAACUUCUUUCAACGACUUCUGACAAGAGUGCAACUAGUUUGUUUUUAGAAAAAUCCGCAUUUGCUUCUUUAGCGAAUCCCGCUCUGCACGGCGAUUUUCUUACCAGGCUGUAUGCAGAAGAAGCUUUGAAAGGGCAUCAUUUACCUCCCCCAAAUCUAGAUCAAUUAAUUCUGAAUGGCGAUAGACUACCUCACCCUCCUUUGCUGCUACCACCAUUAGGUGGUCUUCCUUUUCCAUUAGGAAAUUUUAAUCAUUUUAGCCAAUUUAAUGGGUCAAUGACGACGACGAGUCACAAAGAACGUUCCUCUACUUCUAAUUCCCCUUUAUCAGGUUCACCUCCUCCUACUAAUUUAUCCCCCGCACCCACCAAAUACAUCCAUUGCGUCGAAGAAGAUCUUCCAACGCCCGAUAAGGAGGGAAAUCUUCCAUGUAGACUGUGCAAAACCGCUUUUAGUACUGCGCUCCAACUCAAGGAACAUUGUGAGAGGCACCAUAUAUCGGAAAUGUUCAAAUGUACUGUGAUGGGUUGUCCCAAAGUGUUUGUCUCGCGGACCAGGCGGAAUAUCCAUGCCGAAAAUGAAUCUCUUCACGCGAAUCCAUCGUCAAGGGACUCUGAGCUGUCGUGACCUUUAAAAAAUGUUUUGGAUUUUAGCGCGAUUCCCCUCUCGCUCUGGUGGUGAUCUAUUAGAGUACUUAGCAAUAGGAAUGAUAGUUUUUAUUUUUGAAUUAAAUUUUUUCUACAAAUACGCCCUCAGUUUUAUCAACGUAGCAGUAGACGAGUCUGUCUAGGUUUCUAUGUCACUAUUAAAUAAGCAGGAGAGAACAAAACUGUUCUCAAAAUGGUCCUAUAAUCUAAAGUUUGGUUUUUAAGAAAAAUGUUUUAACAUUUUGUUUUUAUUUCUGUGAAACACAAAAGGGUAGUACAUAGUAAAGAGACUGUUAACAUUUAAAAUCAUUUUGUCUUCUACUGGUAGGUCUCAUUGCUUAAAAGUUGGAAAUCUGGAAUCUCUGAUUUACAUACAUACGGCUGGGCCCCAGAUUCAUUGCGUUUUAGAUUUCCAACCAAUGUAUAACUUUAGCUUUUCUAUUUUAGGCUAAUUAAAUUUAUCAUAUCAAAGUACUAAUUUCUCAAAAACCAAAUAAGUCAUUUCUGAGACAACACUUGUUAUCUUUAUAAUCGAACUUAUCCUGUGGGGGAAAAGACAGACCUGUAUUAUUUCAUGAGAUGAAUUUUGUAAAUUUAAAGGGCAUUUUUGAUAUUUGAAGAAAGGAUAUUUAAAAAUAAAAAUGAACUCUCCAGUUGUCUUAAUCGAUCCUGUUUAAUUUUUUUUAUAUCUGGCUGCUCACAACGAAAUGUUUUGCUGUAUUAAGAGGAGGCGGUCUAAUUUCGUCUGCAAACUUAAGACUAUCAACCAGUAUAGCUGGAAUGUGGGUAUAGCUAUGCAACUAGACUUAAGUUUGUUAACGAUGUUAGUAGCAGGUAUCGGUUAAGUUUCCUUUAUGUGAUUAUAGAAUAGUUUUACAAAUUUUUGAAGCCAGUUUCUGUAUGCUUAUUUAUUAAGAAGAGCCUGUGCACUUUAUUUUCUUUUUAUUUUUUGGAUAAGAGAUUUAUUUUUAUUUUGUUUUAUCAUUUUAUCAGCCAGUCUUGAAAAUACUCAAAUGUAAAUACAAUUUAGCCUAGUUGAUCUCUUUAAGUUGUGAUUUUUUUGCGCAAAACAUAUGAAUGUGAUUAUUACAAUUAAAAUGAUGCUCAUUCGAAUUCUGGAGGAUCGGGAAACGAAAUGUCAUAUCUUCUAACUGUCAAAUACGUGUUGCUUAAAUUUAUUCAUAUAAAUAGUUGAUGUAAUCCCUCUUUAAAAUAUUCUACUGGUGAUACAAGUUAGUUAUGAAAAAAAUGUAUAUUUAAUGUGCAAUAACUGUGUAAAUAUGCUAAAUUGCUUGUAAAUGUAUAGUUGUAUAUAUACCAACAAUGUUAUAACCAGAGGGUACGACGUAAAUUAUUCAAUGUAUACGAUAAAAACUUAAAUCAAAUCUGUUUUUAACGUAAUGAAAGUUUCCUAAAGAUAGAGUCAAAUAUGGUAAAUUUUUUGCGCAGAUUCCAUUCUUCAACUAUACAAAAUUUUGCAAAUUCACUGAAAUAUUACAGAUGACCUAUAUGCUUAUCUGGCAGCUCUAUCGAAGUAGCUUAAGUCACUUCUGCGCAACUAAGUGGCUGUAAUUGACUCAAUCAAGCAUCCAACCACACCUUAAAUAAAGACUAUUAAUUUUUCCAAUUAUAAUUAUUUUCACCACAUUACCAAAAAUAUAAACUGCUAAAGGGAUAAUGCUUGUAAGAUUUAACAAAUUUUGCUUGAGUGUGGAUGGAAGUUUUUUAAUUUAUUUAUUUUUUCUCGAGCAUAUCUGUAACUGUAAUUUGUUAUUGCGUAUUCAACAUCCAGUGUACAGUUAAACAAAAUAUGUAUUUGCCUACCGGGCGUAUUAAAAACAUAUAGCUGUCG